Messenger RNA from Alosa alosa (allis shad), 1905 nucleotides. RefSeq lists its product as uncharacterized. The transcript is spliced from 8 exons. The record is from RefSeq and is a predicted model, not a curated record. The coding region runs from base 1 to 1581 and encodes 526 amino acids. Gene Ontology annotation, molecular function: protein binding. NCBI's taxonomy places the organism in Eukaryota, Metazoa, Chordata, Actinopteri, Clupeiformes, Clupeidae.
AUGGCGCUUCUUGAUGUGAGCUGGGAGAACGAGUUGCAGGAACAAUUUUCUCUGUUGUCCGCCACCUCAGUUGAGGUUGAGAAUAAGUGCGAGACACACAUUACACAGUUAUGUGGCACUACAGACACGUAUUUGAUACACCUGUGCGAUGAAGUCCUCAUUCUCAUUUUACGAGAGCUAGACCCAAUGUCUUUGCUGAGGAUUGGAACCACCUGUAGGUCGCUAUUUCGAGUAAGUUCCUGCAACUCGUUAUGGACGAAACACUUCCAGGCCUCCUUCAAAGUCACAUUACCCACAGCCACAUGUUCAAUCUCCGCCAAAAACGCCUUCUGUCUCCUCUUCAUGUGGAGAGCGCUCUUCAGAAACCUUCACUGUAACCGGUCUCUCCAGGAGAAACUGUUCGCGGAGAUCCCCAACCCUCCACAGAAGUAUUGGAUUCAGUGGCUUGUCUUAGAAGAAAAUGUGCCUCUGCCCUCGGUUAGACUACCCAGCAUUGAAAUUGAAUCAUUAUGGGGUGUUGAUCGAGACGUGCUGGAGACCAAAGUUAAGGAGAAGUCUGAUGAAGGUGACAUUGUCAGGUUUGAAUGGAAAGAGUUGUAUAACCUGGCUGUUGCACAUCAUGGAAGUGUUGAAUUGGUGUUUCAGCACAUUCUCAACCAACACAGCAGAAAUGACCACUCUGAGCUGGAGUCGUUGUACAGGCAGUACGUGCAGUGCCGCUUCCAGUGGCUCUUCACCUACUGGCUGUUCCGGCAGCCGCCACCGUUCAACCGGCAGCUCCGCUCCAUCUACCUGCAGUGGCGGCAGCACAGCACGCGCAAGGUGUCCACCUGGGGGGAGACGCUGUGCGACGUGCGCUACCUGGCCUCGCUCCACAGCAUCACCAGCGACUACUGGAGGGGCAAGCUGGCUGGCGGGGACGAGACCCUUGGAAUCCAGACUGUGGAGAACUACUUCUCUAUGUGCAAGUCACUGGUGGCGUGGAUCCUAGGCAGAGACUGGGGGAGACUGAAACGCAAAAAGGUGUAUGAGGACACCCUGGCGGGGGUGUACCUGCUGCUGCGGCGGGAGAUGCGUGAGGCGCUGGUGGAGCAUGAGCGUUUCUGGCAUGUGGCCAAGAUGCAGAUGAGCCGCGUGUGCGUGCUGGAGGAGACGGCCGCCAACUACGUCAACUGGAAGAUGAUCGAGACGCUGCCCUACUACAAGCUGUACCUGGUCUCGGGGAACACUAUCUACCUGGACCACGUGAAGGGCUUCUUGCGCAGGAAGAGGCUGAUUCACAACUGGCUCUACCUGGAAGAGAACAUCUGGGCCAGGCAGCUCCUCCCAGACCAGCUCUUUUAUCUGCUGGAGUUUGAUACAAAGAUCACCCAGGACAGUCUGCACGGGGAUGCUACGCCUGCACAGCUGGGCCGUCUCAUCUGGCUGUACCUGCACUCGGGCCACCAGCUCUACCUGGAGGCGGUGAAGGGGAUGGUGCUGGAGUGUGCCCACACCAGUCUGGGCUUCUACCAGUACCAGGCACAGCACCAUGCCCACGGGCAUGCCCACCAGCGCUGUGCAUCCAAUGGGGGGCGAUAGCCUUGGCCCGCAGCCAGUAGCUUUUUAAAUGGAUUAAGUUUUAUAUUGCCCUCUAUUUAAAGAAAUGUUUUUAACUAUGUUUUUGUGACAUUUUCCAAGUAUGUAUUAGAGCACUUUUUGGAUGUUAGAAGCUUUAUUUUUUUUAGACCUGUAAAAAAGAGCAUCCAUUAUAGUAUGUUGGCGUUUAUCUUGCAUGAUUGUGCCUUUACAGAUAUUUUAACGCUGCUUGUAAAUAUUUUGGAAUCGUCUGAAUGUUACAUGUUGGAACACCUGAUGAGAUACUACUAAUGCUACUACUGUUUUACUACUACCUUUUUUUUUUUU